AUGGCUCUGCAAUGGGUGAUUCUGACAUACGUGGUGGCAGCGGAGGCAGCGGUCGCAAUUCUUUUGACUCUGCCAUCGCCAAAGGCUUUGAAAUCUAGCAUUGUAUCACUUAUCUCACUUAUUCUCCAUCCUUUACUCUUUAUCAUACCAUUCGCCGCUUUUCAGCUCCUGGAUAUAUACUGGAAGAAUGAGCAUCGAUUGAUGUGCACUGGGGAGAUCUGCACUGCUGCUGAGAGGGAUCGCUAUGAGAAAUCGAUCUACAAGGCUCAGAGGAACGCUGUUCUAUGUAUUGCUGCAUGCCUCCUUUACUGGUGUUUUCAGACGGUGAGUUCUUUGGUUGGGGCAGGGUGUGUUCCGGCUUGGGGUGGCUUUGUGGUCGGUGCAGGCGUGACCUGUUCACGGCCUGUUUUGUCCGUCCAGUUGCUUUCGCCGGGAUUUAUCUGGCUCCAGGAUUGGUCCUUGUUGUCUUCCUUUUCGCUCACUGCCGGAUUUAGGUCGUGGCUUCGGUUGGAAUAG
This is a messenger RNA of Fraxinus pennsylvanica, 516 nucleotides long. The record is from the annotation of a GenBank genome assembly. NCBI's taxonomy places the organism in Eukaryota, Viridiplantae, Streptophyta, Magnoliopsida, Lamiales, Oleaceae.